This is a messenger RNA of Parastagonospora nodorum SN15, 1722 nucleotides long. RefSeq lists its product as hypothetical. Gene Ontology annotation, cellular component: nucleus. The coding region runs from base 1 to 1722 and encodes 573 amino acids. The record is from RefSeq and is a predicted model, not a curated record. Lineage: Eukaryota; Fungi; Ascomycota; Dothideomycetes; Pleosporales; Phaeosphaeriaceae. The transcript has 2 exons.
AUGGCACAAACCGCUUCGCCUAUCGACAUCCAGACGCCCCCGCGCUAUGGCUCCAACUCGCCCCAGAACCAGACGUCUAACCUGACGUCGGCUCUGCGCGAGGCCGGUGAGGCCAAUCGCGACACCAGCUCCACGCCCAACCAGCUGAAUCCGAAUGGCUUCGAGUUCCAGCGCCCGGGCCUGGGCGAGCGCAACCCCUCCAUCAGCAUGCUCGGCUCGUCGUUCUACGGCAGCGGCGCGCGCCCCAUCUCCAUGAAGGACCGCCCACGACGCGAGUCCAACCAGAUGGGCAGCUUUGCCGGCGGCAUGAGCUGGGGCGGCGUCUCGGUGGGAUCAUGGAUCCUCGCCGUCGUUCCACUCCUCGUCGUAUCUGCCCACAGUAUGGAGGCCAACUUCAUGAAGGACUUCACCUGCUGUGGCCUCACUCUCGCUUCGCUGCACGACUUGCUCCAGCACUUCGAAGAGACACAUGCGAAUGCCCCCGCACCACGCCCUUCGCAGCCAGCACAGAACGGCUUCCAGUCCACAUCCGGCGCUCCCGCCACCUCCAUAGCCCCGAGCCAGACCCAAGGUGAACCCGCCAUGAACACCCAGCUUGGCUUCCAGCCCCGCUCAAAUUCGAUGAGCGGCAACCGCCAGCGCGUAGGCUCUGUGAGCCGGUCAAAUCUGUCGACCGUUCAGGACAUGGACACGCUGGACGGAAUGGAUAUGGACAUGGACGACAUCAGCUUCGACAAUCUCGCUCCUAUUGAGGAGGCUCCAACCCAGUACCCCGUGCAGAACACCGCCUUCAACCAGGGCCAGAACCAAUUGCCACAAUUGAAUGUCAACCUGGCAAACACGAUGCAGAACCACCAGGGCCUGCGGACAUCGACGCCAUCCACACCCUCAGCCUCGCAGCAGUUCAACCUACAAAACAACCCGACAGUGUCAUCUGUCAACACUCCAACGCUUGGCACGAUGCCCAUGACGCACAGCCUCACAUCACCCGAAUCUUCGCAUCCCGGCACACCCGCUGAGCUGGAUAUGGACUUUGCGGGCUUCAACCCAAUGAUGGGCAUGGGCGACAUGGGCAUGAACAUGAACAUGAAUAUGAACUUCAACAACGCCAACUUUUCUAUGAACGGUUUCGACAACAACAACGGCACCAUUGACCAGCCCGGCAAGCGCCUCUUCAGCAAGCAGGGUGGGGGUUUGAGCCAGGCUCAGCUGCAGGCGGCAUUGAAGAACUACCAGCUUGGCGGCAACGACCAGAGCGAGUUUGCAAGGCGACUUCGUGAGCAGCAGAUCAUCAAUGGCGCAAGCAUACCACAGUUCCCAUUCCCUGAGGAGGUCAAGCCAUUCAGAUGCCCAGUCAUUGGAUGUGAGAAGGCCUACAAGAACCAGAAUGGCCUCAAGUAUCAUAAGCAGCACGGUCACCAGAACCAGCAACUCAAGGAGAACGACGACGGCUCCUUCUCCAUUGUGGAUCCGCUUACCUCUAUUCCCUACCCCGGCACUGUUGGCAUGGAGAAGGAGAAGCCAUAUCGCUGCGAGGUCUGCGGUAAGCGAUACAAGAACCUCAACGGUCUCAAGUACCAUCGCUCGCAUGCUCCUCACUGCAACCCCGAGCUUGCUCUCCAGAAGCUUGGCCUGACCGGCAACUUGCAGAACCUGCAGAACAUGCAGAACGCAAAUGUUGCAGGUGCGGGCAUGGGCAUCGACCCUUCGACAAUGUUUUAG